Messenger RNA from Perognathus longimembris pacificus (Pacific pocket mouse), 1797 nucleotides. It is a transcript of the gene Slc35a1, whose product is annotated as solute carrier family 35 member A1. Gene Ontology annotation, cellular component: Golgi membrane. Gene Ontology annotation, biological process: pyrimidine nucleotide-sugar transmembrane transport. The record is from RefSeq and is a predicted model, not a curated record. The transcript is spliced from 8 exons. Bases 128 to 1141 code for a protein of 337 amino acids. Gene Ontology annotation, molecular function: pyrimidine nucleotide-sugar transmembrane transporter activity. NCBI's taxonomy places the organism in Eukaryota, Metazoa, Chordata, Mammalia, Rodentia, Heteromyidae.
CCGCGGUCGGCGGCGGGCCGCUCUAGGCCAGUCGCUGUCGUCUCUAUGACCUCGGAGGCCGUCCCCAGUGUCCGGCGGGGACGCGCGACGGGCGCGCGCCAGUUCCGCGCGGGGCUGUGGGAGCACCAUGGCCGCCCCGAGAGAAAAUGUCAGUUUGCUCUUCAAGUUGUACUGCUUGGCAGUGAUGACCCUGGUGGCUGCAGCUUAUACUGUGGCUUUGAGAUACACAAGGACAACGGACCAGGACCUCUACUUUUCUACCACGGCUGUGUGUAUCACAGAGGUUAUAAAGUUACUGCUAAGUGUGGGACUUUUAGCUAAAGAAACUGGUAGUUUUGGUAGAUUCAAGGCAUCGUUAAGUGAAAAUGUUCUGGGGAGCCCCAGGGAGCUGAUGAAGUUGAGUGUGCCGUCUGUGGUGUAUGCUGUACAGAACAACAUGGCCUUCCUGGCUCUCAGCAAUCUGGAUGCAGCGGUGUACCAGGUGACAUACCAAUUGAAAAUUCCCUGUACUGCUUUCUGUACUGUGUUGAUGUUGAACCGGACACUCAGCAAAUUACAGUGGAUUUCAGUUUUUAUGUUGUGUGGUGGAGUCACACUAGUUCAGUGGAAGCCAGCUCAAGCUACGAAAGUUGUGGUGGAACAGAAUCCAUUACUAGGAUUUGGUGCUAUAGCUAUUGCUGUACUGUGCUCAGGAUUUGCAGGAGUGUAUUUUGAAAAGGUUUUAAAGAGUUCAGAUACAUCCCUUUGGGUGAGAAACAUUCAGAUGUAUCUAUCUGGGAUUGUUGUGACCUUAGCUGGUGUCUACUUGUCAGAUGGAGCGGAAAUUAAACAAAAAGGAUUUUUCUAUGGUUACACGUACUAUGUCUGGUUUGUCAUUUUUCUUGCAAGUGUUGGAGGCCUCUACACCUCUGUCGUGGUCAAGUACACAGACAACAUCAUGAAAGGCUUUUCUGCGGCUGCAGCUAUUGUCAUUUCUACCAUUGCUUCAGUGGUACUGUUCGGACUACAGAUAACAAUCACCUUUGCUCUGGGAGCCCUUCUUGUAUGUAUUUCCAUAUAUCUCUAUGGAUUACCCAGACAGGAUACUACAUCCAUUCAACAAGGAGAAACAGCUUCAAAAGAGAGAAUCAUUGGCGUGUGAUUUGAGCCUUACAAGAUUCAUCUUAUGACUGAACUGUUUGCAUUGAACUAGAGCCUUAAGCCAAUCCCAGAAGGUAGGUUAAAGAGCAACAACAGUUAGUGAACUGUAUGGCACAGAAUUAAGAAGAAAACUAUAUACAGGAAAUGCAACUACAGAGUUUUAAUGUGAGCUGUUUGGACCAAGCUGUAUUGUCUUACAAUGAAGGAAUUUAAUCACUGUAUAUAUACAUAUAUAAUGUACAUACAAAAUGUGGAGAUAUUUAAAAUCAUGUGAAGCUACAAUAUUCAAGUAACAAGGUUUGGGACAAUGUUUAAGGCUUAAAGUGCCAAAGCCAUUUCUGUCCCAACUGUUCUCUUGUUCAGAUACUGGGGAGAUGGACUGCCCCUCCUUGUUCUGAUUCAUGUACAGUAUUUGACCUAACAGCAGUAAAGCUCUUUUCUUAGAAAAGAGAGGCCGAGACAAGACACGCUAGUUCAGACACAUACUGAAUGUUUAACUGCUGAAACGUAAUCUCCUAACUCAGUGAUUUCUGGGUGGUGACUGACAACUCCUUUAGUGCUGUAUUUAUUUGUGCCGUUCUCUCUCUCGUUCAUAUUCUUUUGCUGCAGAUGAUGUUCUUUUCACAAAAUUUUCUAAUGUCUCUUUUCUACUUUUUU